Centruroides sculpturatus (bark scorpion) is the source of this 732-nucleotide messenger RNA. RefSeq lists its product as uncharacterized. Lineage: Eukaryota; Metazoa; Arthropoda; Arachnida; Scorpiones; Buthidae. Bases 1 to 732 code for a protein of 243 amino acids. The record is from RefSeq and is a predicted model, not a curated record. Gene Ontology annotation, molecular function: catalytic activity. The transcript is spliced from 2 exons.
AUGUAUUGUCCACGUGACAUCAGCAUGGAAAACACCGUCAACAUGAUCCAGAACAUCCUAAAUAAAUUCAAUAACGUCAAAUUCAUCCUUGCUGGGGACAAACACCCACUCACCGAUGUGGGGAGGGGAUCAAGAAGACCAGCGGGGGAAAUCUUUGAAGAAUUCAUCACAUCUAAUGGACUUGUGCUACUUAACAACUCACUUUCUCCACCGACCUACAUAUCCAGUCAAGGAAAGACCUGGAUCAAUGUCACUGCCUGCAGCCAGGACUGUGCUGAUGAUCUGGAGAAUUGGCAUGUGUGCAUAACAAAAGUUAUGCACACAUGCCAAUUCUGUGCAUACACCAGUGACCACACCUACAUCUCAUACCUAUUGAAGAACAUCAGCAGUAACAUCACGUCCAACUCCACUGAUCUGAUCAAUCACAGACGCAAAUCUGUGCCUUGGUGGAACACACGACUCACCGACCUGUGUAGGACCAACAACAUCCUCAGAAGAUAUCAAACUUGCAGAAUUAAACCAACUUGCACCACCCUCAAGCAACAAUACCACAAUCACAAGACCCUGUACAAGAAGGAAAUCAAAGAGGCAAAGAUCAACUCCUGGCAGCAGUUUUGCACUGCUGCAUCUACCAAUCCCUGGGGUUACCUCACCAGGAUGUGCACCAACAAGCUAUGGAGGACACAAAUCCUCGUCAACGAAGACACUGAACCCCCAACGACUGCAUUAUGA